Molecule: messenger RNA, 3573 nt
Organism: Rhinolophus ferrumequinum (greater horseshoe bat)
Lineage: Eukaryota; Metazoa; Chordata; Mammalia; Chiroptera; Rhinolophidae
Gene: C27H1orf198
Product: chromosome 27 C1orf198 homolog
Exons: 4
Coding region: 53-1051 (332 amino acids)
Source: RefSeq, a predicted model, not a curated record
GCUCCGGGCUGCGGGGCGGGGGCGCGGGGCGGGGAACGGCGGCCAGCGGGGCAUGGCGUCCAUGGCGGCGGCGAUCGCGGCUUCGCGCUCGGCCGUCAUGAGCGGGAACCGGCCUCUGGACGACCGGGAGCGGAAGCGCUUCACCUACUUCUCGUCGCUGAGCCCCAUGGCCAGGAAGAUCAUGCAGGACAAGGAGAAGAUCCGCGAGAAGUACGGCCCCGAGUGGGCGCGGCUGCCGCCCGCGCAGCAGGACGAGAUCAUCGAUCGGUGCCUGGUGGGGCCGAGCGUCCCCGCGCCCCCCGACCCCGGGGAGCCCGGGGACCCCGCGGAGCUCGCACGCUUCCCCGGCCUGCGCGGACCUACCGGCCAGAAGGUGGUGCGCUUCGGGGACGAGGAUAUAACUUGGCAAGAUGAGCACUCUGCCCCUUUCUCUUGGGAAACAAGGAGUCAGAUGGAGUUCAGCGUCUCUUCCUUAUCCAUCCAGGAGCCCAGCAGUGGCUCCACCAGCGAGCCGAGGCAACCGUCCAAAGCUUCUCAGGGCUCGCAGCCCCUCCGGCCUUCCCAGGGCAGCAAGCCCUCCAGCCUGGAUGCUCUGGGUGCUGGCCGGAAGGAAGAGGAAGCGUCCUUCUGGAAGAUCAAUGCAGAGCGGUCCCGUGGGGAGGGGCCCCAGGCUGAGUUCCAGUCUCUGACCCCUAGCCAGAUCAAGUCCAUGGAGAAAGGCGAAAAGGUCUUGCCGGUCUGCUAUAGGCAGGACCCCACCCCCAGGGACACAGAGGCCAAGGAGGAGAGGCCCGGCCAUCUCCGCCAGGAGCCACGUGUCCUUCCCGGUGCCAGCGCCGAGCGCGAGGGUCCCCCACUGGUCCCGGCCUACAGCAGCAUGCUGGGAGAAGCCACCUGCUCCGAGCCCGUGCGCAAGCUGCCCUCUCCCGGGGCUGUCCCGGGGGAUGCGGAGAACACGGAGGAUUUUCUGUUCUCGGAACCCGUGCCUGCAGAGGUUGGCUCAAGUAAUGUCAUCUUGAAGACGGGGUUUGAUUUUCUGGACAACUGGUAAAAUGUGUUAACCAAAAAAACCCCACAAAAAACCAAGAACCCCAAUAUGUUUUCCUAAGUGGUGUGAUGGAGGAGGAUACAACGGGCAGCAUUCCCCUGGGUCUUUUCCAGUUUCUGUGCACUUUUCUUAAUCUUUUGAAAACUCGUAAAUAUCGCCUUGUCCAGAUUUCCAGUUUUUUCCCUUUUUGGUAAGACCAGAUAUAUAUGCUAUUUUCAGUGGUUUGGAUUUUACACUUGGAUUUUUUUUUUAAAGACAGGAAUUCAGUAAAUCUUACAAAUAAAACUUCUGUUCCAGCUGCACCCAGUUUUCCCCCUCCUCAGAGGAAGGGUUUUCUCAGCCAUGUCACAAAAAUCGUGAUUCCCAUCUCCACUUUCGUCCCCUUCCUGUUGUGAGUGUGUGUGGUUACCUUGGGUGGGCGGUCGUGGGUCGUGUCAGCAGCGGUGACGUCAGCAUGCUGGCUGUGACCAUGGAAUGACUUGCACAGCCCCCACCCCCAUGCUCCCAGCUGCCCAGGGCGCUCCUUGCUGAAGUCACAUGUCCUGCAUCGAGUGCCACCCUCCACCCUCCACCCUCGCGUCGUUUCCAGGAAACAGACUUGGCACACGGUGGAGGGCGUCUUUAAGCUGCCCUGUUACUUACUCAAACUAUUCAUCAUUGUUUAAGAGUUGCAUGUUUUGAAGUUUUGUAUUAACGUUUCAUUACUUUGUAUCUAGAUUUAGUGGUUGUAGGGCUACCACUUUUCUUGGAGUUCUCUACUUUUGUGGCCUGUGGGCGUCCCCUGUCCUGGGCAUCUGCAGCAGGAAGGGUUGAUGGCAGGUGUUGCUGGAGGAAAGGGCUCUUCUGAUUAGUUGUGUUAGACCUUCCAGUGUGAGACUGGCAGGGGCAGCCAAAUUCCUUCAUCCCAAGGACUGGUCAAGCUCUGUCACCGUGGACCCUGCCCCAACCCUGACCCCCAACAGAAGUACAGGAGUCCAGUUUCUGCAGGGAACCAGCAGCGCCCCCUGGAGACCUUUGUGGUCAUAGCAAUGGCAGCUCCUUGAGUGGGACUGCCUAUGGCUGCUCUGGUGGGGUGACUCCCAGGCCAAGGGAACAUGGUGGCCCAUGCCCCACACGGGGUGGGGGGCAUGUGGGCCUCAACCUGGGAAGCCUGUGCCCUGACCAGUGGCCCCUGAGCUGCAGGACAUGUCCAAACAUGAUCUGCAUGUCACUUCUCACUGUGUUCUCACCUGAAGCCUUAAUCCCAGCGAGUCCUGCCGGCGAGCGCCUGGUCUCAGUAGCAGAAUGUGUCUGUUUUAGAUGCCUUGCUGUUUCACAAGACCUUCUGAAAUGAUUUCCAGAAUAUUUUAUCUGGCUCCAAGGUAAAGCACAUGGCAGCUUUUUUUCCAGGAAAGUUUCUGCCAAAGCUGUGGCUUAGCCAAUGUUUCGUUUGGUUUCUGCCAAUUGCUUAAUGUCCCUAAACCUCAUUUGGCCCCUUCGGGUCUUGGAUUUGACCUUCCUGGUUUGGUGACCGUAUCAUGGCAAAUACAGGUUGUUUCUGUAGCAUUUAAGUACAGUUGAAACAUAAAAAGGAAACAGAUUUCUAGCAUGGUGCUGAGGGAAAAAGAGCCGAGAGCACCCCCCCACCAGUGUGGCAGCAGGCCAGGCCCUCACGGCAGCCUUGAGCCUGAGCUGCCUUGGAACCCAUGCAUGAACCUGGGUCCCUUGAAAACAAGGAGAGUUGCCGGUGUGAGUCUGUAUUCCUUGGUGCUGGUCGCAGGGAGGAGAGAUCCACAGCCUGGGACGAUUAGCCCACAGCAACCUGUCUGUUCCGGAAGACGAUUCUAAUUUCCCACAGAGCCCAAUAUCCCCUUCAAAUCCUCCCGGGAAACCCUGGAGGCAGUCCUAAAGCCGAGCUGCUUUGCUCUGCUUUUGGAAGUAAAGAACUGUGCGAGGGAAAAGCGAAGGCCUGGAGGACACUGGCUCGUGGGCCCCUCCUGUCUGACCUUCAGCUCCUCUUAACCCUGCAGUCUGUACAAGGGUGGUUCCUUCCCGUCCCCUGGGAAUCGGUGUUCAGUGUGUCCAGAUGAGGGAAAGUUGAGCUCUUACGUCUCCCACCUUUUCCCCCAUGUAUCAAUAUGGCGCUUCUAAAACCAGGAGUUUCUAUUUGUUAUUUUAAAAAUGCACACUUUUCAGCUCAAGCCUGUAUAGGGUUUUGGAUUUCCGCCCGCCCCUGCCCCCUACACCUGGGAGUCAGCCCAAGGAUUCAGUGUCUUGCUUUGUGUGACUGUAUUUUGCAAAAUCUCUCCCAAGAAGUCAGAACCCACUCUCAGUUCUUUCACCUGGGGGUUCGUCCGCCACCCUGUAGGUCUGGGAGCGCUGCCCACUUUGGGAACAGUGGGGGUUACAGCCCCCACCCCACGUGGAUAUCAGAGCAGCCUCCCUUUAUUUGAUACACAUUUUCAAAAAUGAAAAUUCUUACUGACUACUUGUAACUUGGUUGUAUUUUAUAUUAAUAGCCUUUAAUAAAGCCAUUUAAAAUAUUC